AUGACAGAAUAUGGAUUCUUAUCAUAUGCAGUUCUCUCACCAUGCUUCUUUUGCUGCACGUUGCCUUCUAUUGCCUAAGACUGCUGUUAUGUGGCCCUUUAGACAGUGAGCUGUGGUAGUCGAAGUGGUAGUCGCAGUGGUGGGUCUCUUUUCCUGUUGCUUGUCUUCUAUCAGCUAAAUUAUAGGUAAAACGACAACGAGAUACUACCACAUGGAAACCUCUUUAUAUCGGGACCUCUCGCCAAUUCGAUACUAGUGCAGAGGACAUUGGUCUUGGUAGAUGUGGUAGCUAGAGAGUUAAUGCCCUAGGGAAGAGUGUGGGCGAAUAACAAGACUCAGAACCCAUUUCUUACGCCAUAUGUCCACAACUUGGGAUGCGAAAUGCAGGCGGGCACUGCCCCCUAUCCUACGCCCGCAUGCCCUCCACUUCCUCCUGCUUCUGCCCGCGAGUACUGCAAGCACAGUUGCUUGCGUGUGAACCUUCGCAGUGA
Spirodela intermedia is the source of this 491-nucleotide messenger RNA. Lineage: Eukaryota; Viridiplantae; Streptophyta; Magnoliopsida; Alismatales; Araceae. The record is from the annotation of a GenBank genome assembly.